CGGCCCUGGGCUUCCUAUCGGGGCUUCCUCUCCGUCCUGCGACACAAAGGCACCAUGGCCCUUACCCCACACAUGCUGCCGCUGCUGCUGCUGCCGCUGUGGGCCGGGUCCCAGGCUCAGGAUUCCAGAUUCCACCUGCAAGUGCAGAAGACCGUGACGGUGCAGGAGGGCCUGUGUGUGUUUGUGCCCUGUGAUUUCUCCCACCCCCAAGUCCAAUACAAUGACAGUGACCCAGCUCAUGGCUACUGGUUCCGUGAAGGGACCCAUACAGGGCGCAGUGCUCCAGUGGCCACAAACAACCCAGGUCAAAAAGUGGAGCAGGAGACCCAAGGCCGAUUCCACCUCCUUGGAAACCCCCAGGACUACAACUGCUCCCUGGACAUCAGAGACGCACGGAGGAGUGACUCGGGGGCAUACUUCUUUAGGGUGGAGAGAGGGUCUUAUGUGAGAUAUAAUUACCAAUGGAACCGGUUCUCCGUGCAUGUGACAGCUCUGACACGGAUACCGGACAUCCACAUCCAGGGGCCCCUAGAAUCUGGCCAGCCCAGCAACAUUACCUGUAGCGUGCCCUGGGCCUGUCAGAGGGGGACGGCCCCCACCUUCUCCUGGAUCGGGGACGCCCUCACCUCCCUGGACCCCAGGACACACUUCUCUUCGGUGCUCACCCUCAUCCCGAGGCCCCAGGACCAUGGCACCAACCUCACCUGUCGAGUGACCUUCCCUGGAGCUAAUGUGAGCACAGAGAGAACCAUCCAGCUCAAUGUCUCCUAUGCGUCCCAGAACCUGACCAUCAGUGUUUUCCGGAGAGAAGGCACAGCACCUGAGGCUCUGGGCAACGGUUCAUCUCUCCCAGUCCAGGAGGGCCAGUCCCUGCACCUGGUCUGUGUCUACGACAGUAACCCCCCUGCCAGGCUGCGCUGGACCCGGGGCAGCCUGACCUUACAGCCUCCGCAACCCUCAGAUCCUGGGGUCCUGCAGCUGCCCCGGGUGGAAUUGGGGGACCAUGGGAAAUACGUCUGCCAAGCUCAGCACGCGCUGGGCUCUCUGGAGGCGUCCCUGAGCCUCCUUGUGAAGAACCCCCCAAAGCUGUUUGGUCCCUCCUGCUCCUGGGAGGGCGAGGGGCUGCAUUGCACCUGCUCGGCUCAAUCCCAGCUGACCCCCUCUCUGCACUGGCGGCUGGGGGAGGGACUGCUGGAGGCGAACCACAGCAACACCUCCUUGACCGUCACCUCCAGCUCGGAGGGGCCCUGGGCCAACAGCAACCUGAGCUUCAUGGAGCCGCUGGGCUCCAGCCUCAGACUCAGCUGCGAGGCCUGGAACGCACACGGGGAACAGAGCGCUGUGGUCCAGCUGCUGCCAGGGAGACCAGGGCCCGGGACAGGUGCACUUCACGGGGCGAUCGGGGGAGCUGGUGUCACAGCCCUGCUUGCUCUGUGUCUCUGCUUCAUCACCUUCUUCGUAGUGAAGACCUACAGGCAGAAAUCAACCCAGAAAUCAGCGCACAGGGAUGACUCCCAGGGUCACCUGGACAAACCCUGGUCAGACAGCCCGUCAGCCCCCCCGCCCCCAGACCCAGCUGCCUCCCUCUCAGAGAAGGGGCAGGAAGAGCUCUACUACGCCUCCCUCACCUUCCAAGGGCUGAGGCCACACAACUUCCAGGAAUGGGAAACCACGGAGUAUGCAGAGAUCAAGAUCCAGACUGACAGCCCCACCCACGGCCCCCCCUUGGGAGCCCAGACAGGGCAUCUUUGAGGAAAUGUGUGCCAGGCACUGAUUCUUCAU
Hyaena hyaena (striped hyena) is the source of this 1782-nucleotide messenger RNA. RefSeq names its product sialic acid-binding Ig-like lectin 13. Gene Ontology annotation, cellular component: plasma membrane. The transcript has 9 exons. The record is from RefSeq and is a predicted model, not a curated record. Lineage: Eukaryota; Metazoa; Chordata; Mammalia; Carnivora; Hyaenidae. Gene Ontology annotation, biological process: cell adhesion. Gene Ontology annotation, molecular function: sialic acid binding. Bases 55 to 1752 code for a protein of 565 amino acids.